UUUCGAUUGGUACAAUCUUCGUCCAUAUGUGGUCGAAGGGUAUAAUACACGUUACCAUUUUCAAUCUACCAAUCGUGUUUUCUGUGCUUGCGAAUAUAGUAAGAACAGAAUUAUACGAAUGCGAACGGAUCACAAUAUCCGAUAACGUUUUUCACCAUACUUUAUUUAACAGCCAUUAAUGAUCAAGUACAGAAUUGCAUUAAUAUGUAUCGUGUAAGAAGUUGUUGAAGUCUUUUAUAAACGUUCCUUAAUAUUACAGUACCAUUAUUGUAUAGUUUUCAGUGAUAAAAGUGGUAAAAAUAUGUCUUCAAAGCGUAUACGGCAAGAAUAUAAAGCACAUACUAUCAAUAGUAGAAACCUUAAGAUGAAUUUAAGUCAUGAUACAAGUAUUGAUAUUCAUUCUCCAGCUCACAAGGAUUCAAAAAGUCAGAAAACAAUUAAGAAACGUCUCAUGUUUACCGAUACAGAGCAUAAACAGAAAAUUUAUAGUAAAACACACAAAAAGUCACCAAAGGCUGCAUCUCCUGGAAAGACAUCUUCAAUUGACACUCCAAGAUUGCUAAAAAAUCCAAAAACAUUGACUCCAACAAUGAAAUCUCCAAGAAAAUCACAGAAAUUUAGUAGUCCAUUUAAGGCCAACAGUUUGCAAUUACGAUCAAAUUAUUCUAAUAAUAGUGUAACUACACCACGUUUAUCAAAACAGGAUACACAAAAAAGUUUCAAAGAUUCCUCUGAAAUAUUGAAGAAAAAGAAGAGUGCAACUUUGAUUAGCAUGAAACAGGCAUUAAGAAAGUCUCCAAAGAUUGUAAUAACAUCUCCAAGCAUUGAAUCUAUUCCCUACACCAAUGAAAAAAGACAGUCACAGUUAAAAAAGGGAAAAUCUAAAAAAAAUUCUGAUACUAAUAGAACAAAAAUCAAGAAUACAUCUGCAAGUAAUAUAGAUGUAAGUAUGUCCAUGAAGGAUGUGUAUGGAUUAAAAGAACCUAUAGUUGUACUACAAAAACUUCCAAAUGUUAAUUCGCAUACACCUCCUUUGGUAAAAAACCAUGUAAAAAGUGUAAGAAAUAGUAGCAGUAAUUACAGUAAUACUAGUCCAAAAAUUUUCAAGUCUGUGAUUGGUAGUCCAUUGGAAAUAUCAAAAUUGAGUGGGAAAAGACACUUGAAAACAAGAAGUACCAAACAAAAUAUUUGGUCACCUUCUAAAGUACAAGAAAUCAUAGCAGUUUGUCCUUUGAAAGCAUCUACUCCAAAAGAAAAAGAGCAACUUGAUCAAGUGACUAACUCUAAUGAAUUACACAUUGAACAAGAAGUACAAGAUAAAAAUGGAACAUAUGAACUUGAUGAGCCUAAGACUCCAAGUUUACGAAAGAAACUGCAAGAGAGACAGAGUGCCAAGAAAGCGAAUUCAAUGGCGAAUACGGCGAAAAAAAAUGUAAAAGUACGUUUUACAAGCCCUUUACCAGAUUCGAGAUGCAUAUAUGGCCUUCGUAGUCAGAAAGACCAAGUUAAAGAUCCUAAUAAUGUCACGAUUGAAGUAAAGUUGGACAAGAAAUUAGCGCGAUCACCAGUGCACAGACAAUCGCAACGCAUAAGCAAUGGAAACAUUCCUGGUGUCAAUUAUUUAACCCCUACCCCUAAAUCGUAUCAUAAAUCUAAGAGUACUGCCAAUGUAAAUAUUUCUUCACCAUCAUCAUUCAAUUUCUCCGUUAAAACGCCAGAUUCGAAAUAUUCUUCGACAAAGAAAGUUCCAAAUUUUGCAGAAAUUCAUAAAAAGAUGUUUGCCAAAUCGGAGUCCGUCGUAGAUGCAAAAAGACGAUUGGAGAGACGGCAUAUGGCGCUGACCGCACUGAAAGUCAAAGAGUUGACAAGACAUAAAAUUAACUCCAAAGAAGAAAGUGUUUUACCUAACGAACCAUGUCGCGGCUCUUAUAAUCGGUUUGGAUUCAAGAUAACCAAAACCGACGCAAUCAAUUCAAUUAUAAAACAGCGUAGUUCGCAUUUAAUAAGGACUAAACAACACCAGAAGAGUAGACAGAUUCUGAAGGGCGUGCGAACAAAUCGACGUUUCGAACUUCAAAUGAAAUCUAGAAAUAUGAAGUAGUAGGGUCGAUUCUAUUCCUUUUUUAUAACAUGUUUUUUAUUGUUAGAGAAGGCCUAUAUUGUUUACAUUUCAUUGAUUGCAAGAAAAUCUCUAUACUCGUCAGUAUUCCUCCAUACUUGUUUCUUAUCUUUUGCAUUUUGAGAAUUUUCUUUUAAUUCCUUUAAUUCGCAUCUAUUGUACUCGGCAGAGAUGGGUAAAAUUUAACGUGUAUACCAAAAGACGAAUAAAAUACAAUAUAGUGAUUGGUGGUGAUUUAAUUUCAAGUUUGUAUCUCUUCUUGUUUGUGGAGUAACAUUAUCAUUGUUACUGUCCACUGGAUUUUUUAAUUCUAAGUUUCAUUUAACGAAUGAUUGAUGAACGUUUAUUUAUUAUCCGUUGUUUCAAAUUUUCGCGUAGGUGAGAAUUUUCCCCAUCUCUGGUAUCGAGGCAGGCAGGUGUAUGUAUUCUUGUUUGUAGAAUAUUUAUCUAAACUGAGGUAUAAUACUCGAUUAUGAUACAGUAAUUGUGGAAAAUGAAUGUUUUGAAUAAAAAAUAAAUGUUACUUGUCACAUUAUGACCUAUGCGUAUGUGUAUGUAUAUGUGUACCUAGCUGUGUCCAAUUUGGAUCAUUUUAUCACCUCGUAAACGAGGUAUGUCUCGUGUGUUCUUUGUGUAAAGUAGAAAUAAAUGUGUGACGUGUCAUAUCCUUAUCAAACUGAAGAAUUAAUGUCAUCGACUGUGUGCAGACGUACAUUUAGCAUAGAAAAUGUAUUCAACCGCAGUGCUUAUGUCUGUGGAGACGCACGCGCUCACGAGCUUAGGGAGAACCUUUUGUAGUGGUAAAAGGUGGUGGAAGGAUAUUCUGCGUCAGCUGUAUACUCAUUUAAUAAUGUUCCGUACAUGCUAUUAUAGAUAUCGUCGGUAACAAUCUUUACAUAUUUAUCGAAACGUUUAUCAGUGUUUAAAAGAUCGACGGAAAGUAAAGUGCAUCAUUGAACUCCGUCACAAACAGCUGUUUGCAUUACAAAAUUUUGAAGACCGCUGACAAAAUUCGUUUCAUUGUUUUAACAUUAUCAUAGUGGAAAAGCAAGUACAAACAGGUUAUGCAUCAUAAAUGUUGGAAUUACUUGGAUAGUCCCCGUAUUUAAUUCUGAAGAAUUCAAGAUCGUAGGAAAAACGAUCAAAAUGGUACCUUUCAGUGGUUUUCUCAUCUAGCUGUCAAAUAAAUAGACAUAACCCAACAUAUAAAUUCAAGAUAACGGGUGAAAUAAUUAAAAAUGGAUGUGUCGAUGAGGCUAGAAGCUAUAAUAC
Molecule: messenger RNA, 3391 nt
Organism: Hylaeus volcanicus
Lineage: Eukaryota; Metazoa; Arthropoda; Insecta; Hymenoptera; Colletidae
Product: 104 kDa microneme/rhoptry antigen-like
Exons: 5
Coding region: 302-2101 (599 amino acids)
Source: RefSeq, a predicted model, not a curated record